GUCGAUUUUACACAUACGUCGAGUCGAAUUUGUAAUUAUCAUAUUGUAUUUAAAACAAACUAAUUGUUGAAAUAUCGUAUCGAUUUGACUACGGUAAACACACACGACUUAACCGAUACAACCUACAAUCGAACGGAUACAAUUCAUAGUCCUGGGCGCCGAUCUCCAGAGGUCCUUGUUGUGCCCCACGAUCUGAAAUCGUGCAUCCAAGUCUUGCAACGGCACGUGAAUCAAGGCCAUAAGGCCCAUAACGCCUUGGCUCGCAAAUGAACAGUCAAACCAACCCCUGUCCUUCAAAGUUCAAAAAAAGAAAUUAUAUAAAAAAUGAAAAAGAAAGAAACUUGCUUACAGUUCAGAGCUCGCUUUACGACAUUCGGAAUCGGAGGAUAGCUCCAAAAAUAAUAACAGAGGAAAAGAAAGGAAGGCAUAAGCGAUCUCCCAACACUCCACCCCACUGUGGCCAGCUCCCCAAUCAGAACCCCGAAACAGCUCAGAAGAGAAGACUAGGAAGGAAAAAACGAAUGGAAAAGGUCGAGACUUUAACCGAAGUUAGCGGCUUUAUGUCGCUCUUCUUUCCCUGAUUUUGAUCAGUUGGUGGGUGAAGCUUGAAGAAGUUGAAGGAGAGGGUUUACGAAGAAGAAGGAAGUAUGAGUGUCUGUGUAACUGUAAUGACCUUCAAUCUGCAUGAAGAUCGGGCGGCAGAGGAUGGUAGCAGUAGCCCCAAUUCAUGGGAGAAGAGGAGGGAUUUGUGUUUGAGUGUCAUUACUAGUUACUCCCCUUUCAUCCUUUGUACUCAACAAGGAGUGAAGUCACAGUUGGAGUAUCUGCAGCAAGGUUUGCCAGGUUAUGAUCAAUUUGGUGUGUCGAGAAAAGGAUUCGAGGAUAGUACUGAUGAAUACUGCACCAUCUUCUACGACAAGGAGAAGGUAGAACUACUAGAAGGAGGAACGUUUUGGUUAUCGGAGUCUCCAUCUGUCCCGGGAAGCAUAUCAUGGGGUGCUUCAGUACCGUGCAUUGCAACUUGGGCGAUAUCCUUCCAAACUCCUCCAGUUUUCUUUAUAUGGCUUGUCUGGUUUACCUCUUUGCUUGCUUUCCUUGACGUGGAGUCCACACAUUCCAACUGAAAGGAGCUGAGCCCCCAGGGUUCUCAUUCCAGAUAGUGAACACAAACAUGGAUGAGUCGAGCCCUCGUGCCAGAAGACGAAGUGCUUUGCUCACUUGGCAGCAUAUUGCUUCAUUACCUCCCAGCCUUCCAGUUGUUUACUGUGGUGGGUUCAACACCAAGAAGGAAUCAACUACAGGGCGUUUCCUUCUUGGUAGAUCAAGAGAGCAUGGAUCCAUGGGAGAUAUGAAAGACGCCUGGCCUAAUGCUCGAGUGAGGAAGAAUGUCUCUUUAAUACGCACGUACCAUGGAUUCAAAGGCAACAAGCAAGGAGCUCUCGAGUUUGUGAAGUUAAUCUUCCGAGCAUUGUGCCUUUGCUGGGACAGGCAGACACAGGACCUCCACAUAGAUUGGAUCCUCUAUAGGGGGAGGUCUCUGAUCCCAUCGUUAUGUGAAGUAGUGAGCGACAAUAUUGAUGGCUUCUACCCUUCCGCUCACUACCCUAUUUUCGCCGAGUUCAUGCUUCCUCGUUCUGUGAGACUCGUCGAACAACCACCAGCACCAGCUGCUGCAGCAGCAGCAGGUGCUGAGCAGGAAAACCAAGCUGCAUCAUGAAUGGAAAUCCAGGGUCUUCGCUAGUUCCAAGUUUACUUUUCUGGUCGAUUUCAUACCGCGAUUCAUUGAUUGUUGCAAGAAUGUGUAGCUAGGUUGUUGUCUGGUCUUAUAGCAGGAUUGUCUGUUGUUCUAGGACCAAAUUGGAAACUUUCCCAACAUGUUCUACGUUGGGUUUUGGUUGUCUUAGAAGCUAUGCUGGAAAGAGACUUUGGGUAGUUUUUUCAUAAUGAAGAUUGUGAGAUGGGAGAUGUUUUCCUCUUUCUACAAGUCUGGUUUUGAAUGGUAGUUGGGAAAUUGACUCCUGACCCUCGGUUUGUCUUGAAAGAGACUUGGAGUGGUAUGAAUUUGACAACUUUAGGAGGAAAUAUGAAGAUCC
Messenger RNA from Linum tenue, 2093 nucleotides. NCBI's taxonomy places the organism in Eukaryota, Viridiplantae, Streptophyta, Magnoliopsida, Malpighiales, Linaceae. The record is from the annotation of a GenBank genome assembly.